AUGGGCAUCGUGGCGCGGGGCUGCGGAGACAUGCUGACGGGUACCGAGCCGAUGCCGGCGAGCGACGAGGGCCGGGCGCCUGGCGCCGACCCGCAGAACCGCUACUUCUACCCGGAUCCCGGCGCCCAGGACGCAGCCGACCGUCGCGGGGGCGCCACCCUGGGGGCGCCCUACGCAGGGGGCGCCCUGGUGCCCGCUCCGCCAGGCCGCUUCCUCGGAGCCUACGCCUACCCGCCCCGGCCCCAGGCGACCGGCUUCCCUGGGGUGGGCGAGCCCUUCCCGCCGACGGCAAGCGCCGAGGGCUACCAGCCUGGGGACGGCUACGCGGCCCCGGACCCGCGCUCGGGACUGUACCCAGGGCCGCGCGAGGACUACGCGCUGCCCGCGGGGCUGGAAGUGUCCGGGAAGCUGAGAGUAGCGCUCAACAACCACCUGUUGUGGUCCAAGUUUAAUCAGCACCAAACGGAGAUGAUCAUCACCAAGCAGGGACGGCGGAUGUUCCCAUUCCUGUCAUUUACUGUGGCGGGACUGGAGCCCACCAGCCAUUACCGGAUGUUCGUGGACGUGGUCUUGGUGGACCAGCACCACUGGCGGUAUCAGAGCGGCAAGUGGGUGCAGUGUGGAAAGGCUGAGGGCAGCAUGCCAGGAAACCGCCUCUACGUCCACCCAGACUCCCCCAAUACCGGGGCCCACUGGAUGCGCCAGGAAGUUUCAUUCGGGAAACUAAAGCUCACGAACAACAAAGGGGCCUCUAACAAUGUGACCCAGAUGAUCGUGCUCCAGUCCCUCCAUAAGUACCAACCUCGGCUGCACAUCGUCGAGGUGAACGACGGGGAGCCGGAGGCAGCCUGCAGCGCUUCCAACACGCACGUCUUCACCUUCCAAGAGACCCAGUUCAUCGCCGUGACCGCCUACCAGAAUGCGGAGAUUACUCAGCUGAAAAUUGAUAACAACCCUUUUGCCAAAGGAUUCCGGGAGAACUUUGAGUCCAUGUAUGCAUCUGUUGACACGAGUGUGCCCUCCCCGCCCGGACCCAACUGUCAAUUGCUCGGGGGAGACCACUACUCUCCUCUCCUACCGAACCAGUAUCCCGUUCCUAGCCGCUUCUACCCCGACCUUCCUGGGCAGGCCAAGGAUGUGGCUUCCCAGCCGUACUGGUUGGGGGCCCCCCGGGACCACAGCUAUGAGGCCGAGUUUCGAGCAGUCAGCAUGAAGCCUGCCUUCCUGCCCUCCGCCCCUGGACCCACCAUGUCCUACUACCGAGGCCAGGAUGUCCUGGCGCCUGGAGCUGGCUGGCCGAUGGCCCCCCAGUACCCUCCCAAGAUGGGCCCAGGCAGCUGGUUCCGCCCCAUGCGGACUCUGCCCAUGGAACCUGGUCCUGGAGCUUCUGAGGGACGGGGGCCAGAGGACCAGGGCUCCCCUUCGGUGUGGACUGAGAUCACCCCCAUCCGGCCAGAGUCCAGUGACUCAGGACUGGGUGAAGGAGACUCUAAGAGGAGGCGUGUGUCCCCCUAUCCUUCCAGUGGUGACAGCUCCUCCCCUGCUGGGGCCCCUUCUCCUUUUGAUAAGGAAACCGAAGGUCAGUUUUAUAGCUACUUUCCCAAUUGAACAGAUGACAUGACAGGAACAAUGUCAUCAGGUUGGAUACCGCAGACAGGUGACUCAGGACUGGGAGGCCCCCAGCUCCCUCUGUCCCUUCUCCUUUUGUAGUUGGUUGAGGAAGAGGGGUGCCAAGAAGGCUUCUGGGGUUCACUUGCUGCUUUGGGCCCAAAGCGAAACCUGAGAGGCGUGUUCCCUGCCCCCUCCUUUGCCCUAACUACAGUCAUUUACCUGGUGCUGCUUCUGGCUGUGGGUUCCCAGCUGGAGAACAGAAAACAGAACAAGAAAGUCUUGGACACAAAGGAGCUUCCUCGCUUCUGUGGGGUGGGUGAGGGGUCAGGUGUGUGAAAAUAAAGACGCUGAGGAUUUGAUGACAGCCAGCCAGCCAGGGUCGGCGAGGGGACUCAGAUGACUUUGGGGCAGCUGGCCUGGGCCCCAUCCACUCGGAGACAGUGGGGUCCCAAGGAAGAGGCUGGAAAGGGGGGCGGGGUUGGUGCACACCUCAAGGAGCAACGUCUUGCGGUGGGGAUUGGUUGCGUGCGCGCUUUCUUUCUUUCUUUUUUUUUCUUUUUGAAUGGGGAGGCUAUUUAUUGUACAGAGAGUGGUGUCUGGAUCUAUUUCUUUUGUUUUCAUCACUUUCUGAAAAUAAACGUGAAACUGUAGAAUGUGUCCUGCUUCAGUGCCCUGAAAGGGGACAUGGUUGGGGGCUCCACUGGGAAUUGCAAGGACACCAUCCGCCCCCGGCUGCAGCAGAAGUUUCCAAGAAGGGGAGCUGCCUAGAAAUCCUGAGUGUCUUCAUUCCGGGGACAGACAGAGUCAAAGCAAGGCCACACGUGCUACCUUUGGCACUCAGGCUGAUGGCUGAUUCUACCUCGUAAGGCAUCGUGGGGA
This is a messenger RNA of Neogale vison (American mink), 2490 nucleotides long. It is a transcript of the gene TBX21, whose product is annotated as T-box transcription factor 21. Gene Ontology annotation, cellular component: nucleus. Gene Ontology annotation, molecular function: RNA polymerase II cis-regulatory region sequence-specific DNA binding; DNA-binding transcription factor activity, RNA polymerase II-specific. Gene Ontology annotation, biological process: lymphocyte migration; regulation of transcription by RNA polymerase II; positive regulation of DNA-templated transcription. NCBI's taxonomy places the organism in Eukaryota, Metazoa, Chordata, Mammalia, Carnivora, Mustelidae. The transcript is spliced from 6 exons. Bases 1 to 1608 code for a protein of 535 amino acids. The record is from RefSeq and is a predicted model, not a curated record.